Molecule: messenger RNA, 986 nt
Organism: Hibiscus syriacus
Lineage: Eukaryota; Viridiplantae; Streptophyta; Magnoliopsida; Malvales; Malvaceae
Product: ras-related protein RABD2a-like
Exons: 8
Coding region: 128-739 (203 amino acids)
Molecular function (GO): GTPase activity; GTP binding
Source: RefSeq, a predicted model, not a curated record
UCUUCAUCUUCCCUCAGGCGGAGCUUUCCGGCGAAUCAGUGUGAGAUCCCGUCGAUCUGUCGCCGGAAAGUUUCAUUUGGAUUUUGACCGCCCCAUCCUCUGAUCUUUCUUCUUUCCUCACCCUACAAUGAAUCCUGAAUAUGACUAUCUGUUCAAGCUACUGCUUAUUGGAGAUUCAGGUGUUGGGAAAUCUUGUCUUCUUUUGAGAUUUGCUGAUGAUUCAUAUGUAGAAAGCUACAUAAGCACUAUUGGUGUUGAUUUUAAAAUCCGCACUGUGGAGCAGGAUGGGAAGACCAUUAAACUUCAAAUUUGGGACACUGCUGGACAAGAACGAUUUAGGACAAUCACUAGCAGCUACUACCGUGGGGCUCAUGGGAUAAUAAUUGUUUAUGAUGUGACAGACCAAGAAAGCUUCAAUAAUGUCGAGCAGUGGCUGAGUGAAAUUGAUCAUUAUGCUAGUGACAAUGUUAACAAACUACUGGUUGGAAACAAGUGUGAUCUUACAGCAAAUAAAGUUGUGUCAUUCGAAGCAGGCAAGGCACUUGCAGAUGAAGUUGGCAUACCUUUCUUGGAAACUAGUGCAAAAGAUGCCACUAAUGUGGAACAGGCUUUCAUGGCCAUGGCUGCUUCCAUCAAGGACAGAAUGGCUAGCCAACCCGCCAUGAACAAUGCUAGGCCUCCUACGGUACAGAUCCGAGGACGGCCUGUUGAACAAAAGAGUGGCUGCUGCUCUUCCUAGAAUGUCAAAUGUCGAAGUAGGAAGCUCUGUUUCUUCUGCAUUACGCUGCUGCGGGUGGCGGCACGGUUGUGUAAGAUUCAAGUGUUUCUUUAGUUGCAGACCUUAUUUCUUAUUGGACAAAACCUCAUAAGUAGAGGAUAUCAUUCAUUUCUAGUUUCUACACACUUGUUAACGUGAAGGCUUUGUGCAGUGUAUGAUUGUUUGCUUGUUGAUCAAAUAAUAACACAAUUAGUUAUUUAUAUUUACA